This is a messenger RNA of Stereum hirsutum FP-91666 SS1, 1117 nucleotides long. Its product is annotated as vacuolar protein sorting-associated protein 26. Gene Ontology annotation, cellular component: retromer complex; endosome. NCBI's taxonomy places the organism in Eukaryota, Fungi, Basidiomycota, Agaricomycetes, Russulales, Stereaceae. The coding region runs from base 137 to 1030 and encodes 297 amino acids. Gene Ontology annotation, biological process: retrograde transport, endosome to Golgi; intracellular protein transport. The record is from RefSeq and is a predicted model, not a curated record. The transcript is spliced from 7 exons.
CGGUCUCUCCCCUCCGGUCAUACCUACCGUACCCCUACCUGUAACCCAGAUUCAUCCUUCUGUAGUCCGAACGGACUGUAUAUUCAAGACACUUUGUCCCGAUUAGCAACAUUAAGGCGGCAGACGAUUCGCGAACAUGGCAACAUACUUCUUCGCCUCGCCGGUAGACGUGGACGUCAAGCUGGAGGAUGAAGAUGCACGGAAGAAGGUCGACAUCAAGGGAGAGAAGGAGCGUAUAAUAUCGUGUCCGGUGUACUAUGAUGGAGAAUCUAUAGCAGGCCAGGUGACUGUACGUGUACGAGAUGGAAAGCGGAUGACCCAUGACGGUAUCAAAGUCGAGUUUGUGGGGAAUAUUGAGCUCUUCUACGACCGAGGACACCAUCAUGAAUUCCUGUCUUUAUCACAAGAACUCGCGGCGCCUGGGGAAAUGCGACAGGCACAGACUUUCGACUUUCUGUUUAAGAACGUGGAGAAGCAAUACGAGAGCUAUCAGGGUAUCAACGUUAAGCUGCGGUAUUUCAUCCGAGUGACAAUAUCACGAAGAAUGGCAGACGUGAACAAGGAGAAGGACCUCUGGGUGCACUCGUUCCGUAUGCCACCAGACAGCAAUAACUCGAUCAGAAUGGAGGUCGGCAUCGAGGACUGUCUACACAUCGAGUUCGAGUACAAUAAGUCCAAGUACCAUCUGAAAGAUGUCAUCGUGGGCAAGAUUUACUUCCUCCUCGUCCGCAUAAAGAUCAAACAUAUGGAACUGUCAAUCAUCCGACGCGAGACGACGGGUUCACCACCAAAUCAAUAUAACGAGAGCGAGACCAUCACCAAGUUCGAAAUCAUGGACGGUGCUCCUGUACGAGGAGAGACGAUCCCAAUUCGGUUGUUCCUGGGCGGGUUCGACCUAACGCCUACGUUCCGGGACGUGAACAAGAAAUUCAGCACGCGCUAUUACCUCAACCUCGUCCUCAUCGACGAGGAGAACCGGCGGUACUUCAAGCAACAGGAGAUCACCGUCUUCAGGAUACCAGAGAAUUGAUACGAUUCACCUUGCUAGCAAUGGAUUCUCUUGGAUACGACGUCUGUGCUUCGGACCGUACUGUACUUCUUCAUGCCUAUCUUAUUC